Messenger RNA from Gasterosteus aculeatus aculeatus (three-spined stickleback), 1755 nucleotides. It is a transcript of the gene get3, whose product is annotated as guided entry of tail-anchored proteins factor 3, ATPase. Gene Ontology annotation, cellular component: GET complex. Gene Ontology annotation, molecular function: ATP hydrolysis activity; ATP binding. The record is from RefSeq and is a predicted model, not a curated record. Gene Ontology annotation, biological process: tail-anchored membrane protein insertion into ER membrane. Lineage: Eukaryota; Metazoa; Chordata; Actinopteri; Perciformes; Gasterosteidae.
UACAUCCCACCUGCGCUGAAUAGUGUACACAGACAAGAUGGCAGCUUCACUGGAAGACGAGUUUGAAGACGCGCCUGAUGUCGAGCCGUUAGAACCAACCCUGAAGAAUAUCAUCGAACAGAAAUCUUUGAAAUGGAUAUUUGUGGGGGGGAAGGGCGGUGUUGGUAAAACGACAUGCAGUUGCAGUUUGGCUGUCCAGCUCGCUUCCGUCAGGGAGAGUGUCCUCAUCAUUUCCACCGAUCCUGCUCAUAACAUCUCGGAUGCUUUUGACCAGAAGUUCUCCAAGGUGCCGACUAAGGUCAAGGGUUAUGAGAACCUCUUUGCGAUGGAGAUUGACCCAAGCCUGGGUGUGGCAGAGCUGCCCGAUGAGUUCUUUGAAGAGGACAACAUGCUCAGCAUGGGAAAGAAGAUGAUGCAGGAGGCCAUGAGCGCCUUCCCUGGCAUCGACGAGGCCAUGAGCUAUGCGGAGGUCAUGAGGCUAGUGAAAGGAAUGAACUUCUCAGUGGUGGUGUUUGACACUGCCCCUACUGGUCACACACUGCGGCUGCUCAACUUUCCAACGAUCGUGGAGCGUGGUCUGGGUCGGCUCAUGCAGAUAAAGAAUCAGAUCAGCCCUUUCAUUUCUCAGAUGUGUAACAUGCUGGGCCUGGGUGACAUGAACGCAGACCAGCUGGCAUCUAAGCUGGAGGAGACUCUGCCGGUCAUCCGCUCAGUCAGUGAGCAGUUCAAAGAUCCCGAACAGACCACCUUUAUCUGUGUUUGUAUCGCCGAGUUCCUCUCUCUGUAUGAGACGGAGCGCCUCAUCCAGGAGCUUGCAAAGUGCCGCAUCGACACGCACAACAUCAUCGUCAACCAACUUGUUUUCCCUGAAUCAGAGAGGCCGUGCAAAAUGUGUGAAGCCCGCCACAAAAUCCAGUCCAAAUAUUUAGAUCAGAUGGAGGACCUCUAUGAAGACUUCCACAUAGUCAAGCUACCGCUGCUGCCCCAUGAGGUUCGGGGGGCUGACAAGGUCAACACGUUCUCUAAGCAACUUCUGGAACCCUACAAACCCCCAAACAAAUGAACACCCUCCCUGCAGGACCUCCGUUCUCCCUCCUCCAGACUACACUUUAACAGUUUGAACUCGCCUCCUCUGAGCCCCCCACACACACACACACACACACACACACACACACACACACACACACACACACACACACACACAACAAAGCCUCAAACAAACCCUGCAGGUUUGCUUUCAGAUGGUUUGUGUUUAUGCUUUUUCUUAUUCCACGUAGUUGUCGCUAUUCUCCAGUUUGACUUUUGCCCAAAAGUUGAUUCAAAUGUAUUUCUCACAAAUCCGGAACUUGCAUUAAAAUGUCUAUAGCCAGCGUUUGAUCGCUGAGCUAAUUUAAAAAAAAUCUGGAAAGAUCAUCGCAGUCCGUAGUGUGUAUUUUACCGGUUGGCAAAUCAAUAGUUCUCACGUUAUGAGCCUGGUGUUAUGCAGUAACCUAAUGUCAAUGAGAUUUUGAAUCAAGUUAAGAGUUAUACAUAAUAUAUAUCAUUGUUUGAACUGGACAGUCUUAACGGCUCAUGUUAAAUAUUCAAGCCGCUGCAGCUGCCUCAGGGUUUUUGUUGGAGACACUGGUUUGGGGAGAUAGAAAGGCAAACAUGUGAGCGCAGCAGGAAGACAAGUUUGUGACAGCUCUAGUUUCACAAACAAAUACUCAAACAUUUUGUUUGCAGACAAUUAAAUGGACAAACUAUUCAAAUACA